UAUUGGUUCUGGCUUUUACCUUUAUUGACCUCUCACCCUUUUUCUUUUUCUGUCUCUAUAAAAUAACGACGAAUAUCACGCAUCACGCUCACAGUCAUUUACUGAUACACACACUAUUACCAUUACCGCUCCUCAACUCUCUGUUCUAAUUGCCGGUGUUUCAUCCAUCCAUGGAAGCUAUUAACAUCCUUAAGUUUUGGCGAAAUAGUAAUGCCGGUGCUGAACUCGUCUCCGACGAAACCGAUUCUCUCAACUAUUCAACCAAAUAUGCAGACAACGGUCACAUUCCGGCAUCCGAAACCGACGAAGACUCGGACGACGAGUCUUUUUUCGACUUAGUGUUGGACGGAGCCGAUCACUUCGGUAGAGAGAAGAAGUCUAAGGUCGUGAAUGCGAGAUGCAAAUCCAAAAGAGGUUUCAAUUUUCCGGAGUCUCCCAAAGACGUGCUUCAGAUGAAACGGGGCGCUUCUCCGAUUUCACUGCUGAGAUCCGCCCCUAAGUUUCGAAUUUUCUUCCUAGGGUUUAAGAAGUCGAAGCUGGAAGACGACUAUUCCGCUGCUACUCGGAUUCCGAAGCAUCAAACUCAGACGCCGUCGCGGUUCGAACAGAGCAAGCGGUUUUCUGUGAACUGCAAGGUUGCCGAUUCCGAAAUCGUCGGCGCCUCCUUACCUUGCCGAGGGAGCAGCUUGAGAAGUAAGCUUCAAAUGGAGAAGAAUGACGAUUCGUCCGUCGAUGAGCCGUCUAAACGGUUCGCGAAAAAGGCGGUCCCGAAGUAUUUGAAACUGAUUAAGCCGCUGUACGGGAAAUCUUCCAAGUACAACGAAAAGAGUAGCCUCAAUCUCGUCUCUGAUAAGAUCUCAGUCACAUCCGGUUUGUCUCCGGCAAAGGAGACAAUUGUGCCGGCGAGACGGUUAUCGGAGGAGAGACAGGGGAGUAGUAGGCCGGCCAGUUUUAGCGCAGUCCGGAAACACCUGGUUAAGAGCCGAUCGGCGUCCGCCGCGGCAUCACCGUCGGUUAGGAGAAGAGACGAUUCAUUGCUGGAGCAGCACAACGGAAUUCAAAGUGCAAUUCUCCAUUGCAAGGCAUCGGCCAGAGGAUAUGGCAGUUCACUAUUAUCACGAUCCAUAAGCGAACCGCACCACCAGAAAUACGCAGAAUUGCAGAGAAGAUCCUACGAGGACACAAAGAGAUGCAGCAUCUGACCGCUAAUCCUGCAAUUAACGAUGUCAUUUUGUUAAUUAACUCAUUAGUGUAGCUUCAUCUCUGUAAUUUUUUUAUUUUUUGAAAGAAAUUAAAGUUGGUGGGAAAAUAGAGUAGGGUUGCAGGGUCGGGGCGGUCAUCUCUAAGUUAAAGCUGCGAGGAUGACGUAUGUAGACGAAAAUUCAGAGAUAUGAUUAAACAAUGGAAAAGAAAAGGGGUUGUACUAGUACUUAUUAUGGCUAGACUAGUGCAGUUGAUUAUGCUGAAGGAGACUGGUAGGAGAAUUCAUUCAAAAGGUUAUAAUGACGAGCCACCGGUCACCACCAUACCUUAUUUCUACUAUGCAUUUAUUAUUACUGCACUUGUAGAUGCUACACACAGUAGCAGGUGAUUCCUUCAAUGUGCACUCAUCAUCACUCAUCAUUCCUUUGUUAUUUAAACUUGGAAGCCUAUUCCCUA
Messenger RNA from Cuscuta europaea, 1659 nucleotides. Lineage: Eukaryota; Viridiplantae; Streptophyta; Magnoliopsida; Solanales; Convolvulaceae. The record is from the annotation of a GenBank genome assembly.